Messenger RNA from Funneliformis mosseae, 678 nucleotides. NCBI's taxonomy places the organism in Eukaryota, Fungi, Glomeromycota, Glomeromycetes, Glomerales, Glomeraceae. The record is from the annotation of a GenBank genome assembly.
AUGGCAAUAAUCGGUCAAUUUACAUAUCUUUUUAAUCGUUGUCGAGAAGAAGAGUGUUCUGAAAAUUCUUCAAGUAUACCAGAUAUGGUUCUGUUUCUUUAUAUACGUGAUGAAGGUAGUGAAGAAAAAAUUUUAAAUAAUAAAAGUUCAAACAAUACCUGUUCACGUUCGUUAAGCCAAUCGACUGAAAAGGAAUCUGAUAAUCCUAAACAUUCGACUCAAAGAAUCAAUUUGAUUAGUUCCAGACCUCCUUUGAUUCAAAGAAUCAAUUUAACUGAUUUCAGACCUCCUUUAGCUUCUUCUCUACAAAAAUCUAAUUUAACUAGUUCCAGCCCUUCUCCUUUGGCUUCUUUGUCUCAAAAAACUAAGUUAAUCAGUUCCAAAUCUUUUUUAGCUUCUUCAGAUCAUUUAACUAGUUCUAGUCCUUCCCCUUCAGCUUCUUCAGCUAGUUCUAAACCCUUUUCAGCUUCUUCGACUCAGAAACCAUCCAUCAACCUAGAAAAAUUAGUAGCUAUAAAAGAAAGAUAUGAAAAAGAUAUAGUGAUGGAGGCAUCAGAAAAAAGGGAAGAAUACAGGAAAAAAACUUCCAGUGAUGAUAUGGAUUUAUCAGAGAACAACUACCAGAAUUUAGCAAAAAAAUUAUCUGAUUUACGUAUGAAAUACAAUCAGUUAGAAUGA